UAAGGCAACCUCCAUUAGAAAAACAACUCCCGUCAAAGAAGCAACUUCCGUUAAGACACCAGCUUCUAUUAGAAAAGCAGCUCCUGUUAGGAAAGCAGCUCCUGUUAGAAAAGCAGUUCCUUCCGAAACAAAUGACAAAGAACAAAGAAUUGAAAACGUAAUUGAAGAAAUUAUGGAUGAGGAAGAGGAUGAUUUAAGAGAGGAUAAUUUAGGAGAAGAUGGUUUAAAAGAAGAUGGUUUAAGGGAGGAUGUUUUAAGUGAGCAUGGUUUAAGAGAAGAUGUUUUAAGUAAGCAUGGUUUAAGAGAGGAUAAUUUAGGAGAGGAUAAUUUAAGGGAGGAUUAUUUAAGAGAUGAUGAUUUAGAAGAAGAUAAUAGUUAUGCAGUGGUAUCAGAAAGAAUUUUACAAUUGCACCUAAAUGCUACCGACUUGCCAGAAUUAAAUAAACAACCAGAAAUAGGUAUAAAGCUUGGAGCCUUUGUGCAUCAAACAGUUAGAAAUGUUAUAAUUGCAAAGCAACGCGAUCAAGAUACUAGGAAAGUGAUUAGGAAGUGUGAUGAGAUCACUUUAGAUUUAAAAAUUCCAACUAAAUAUGGAAUAAUGAAAGAUUUUCCAGUAAGAGAGUUUUUAAGUUUAUAA
Molecule: messenger RNA, 637 nt
Organism: Racocetra fulgida
Lineage: Eukaryota; Fungi; Glomeromycota; Glomeromycetes; Diversisporales; Gigasporaceae
Source: the annotation of a GenBank genome assembly